Apaloderma vittatum (bar-tailed trogon) is the source of this 458-nucleotide messenger RNA. Its product is annotated as ras-related protein Rab-10-like. Gene Ontology annotation, cellular component: recycling endosome; Golgi apparatus; insulin-responsive compartment. The transcript is spliced from 5 exons. Lineage: Eukaryota; Metazoa; Chordata; Aves; Trogoniformes; Trogonidae. The record is from RefSeq and is a predicted model, not a curated record. Gene Ontology annotation, biological process: cellular response to insulin stimulus. Gene Ontology annotation, molecular function: GTP binding; GTPase activity. The annotation marks the transcript as partial.
GUAUUGAUUUUAAAGUAAAACCAGUAACAUUUAAUGAUACAAGAGUGAAACUUCAAAUAUGGGAUACUGCUGGCCAGGAACAAUUCCAUACACUUUGUACUAGCUAUUUCCGUGGUGCACAAGGCUUUGUUCUUGUAUAUGACAUCACAAAUCUGGACAGUUUUCGAAGUAUAGCAGGCUGGAUGAAAGACAUACAUGAGAAAGCGGGUGAUGAAGUGGACAUAAUACUGUUGGGCAACAAGUGUGAUAAGGAGUCAGAACGUGUAGUUCCAAAACAGAAAGGAGAAAAGCUUGCUUGGGAACAUGGAGUACCCUUUUAUGAAACCAGUGCUAAAGACAAUGUGAACAUUGAGGAUGCAUUCUCAGUUUUGACUCAGGAGAUACUGGAAAAGUACCCCGUUAAAGGUAGCCAAGGUUAUUGCAAUAAAAUAGACAGUUCUGACAUGAAAGCGAACAAG